AUGACCAGCUACCAUUCUCAUGCAAACGCCGCCGAGGCGGGACAAGCCAGUCAUCACCCUGCCAGGACGCGAGGAAAGGAGAGCACUGAUACGCACACCCCACAACCCCCUUGCCAUGGACUGUUUACACUAGCACGACCAGGCAAAAAAGAAACGUCCUCCCGAAGCCCGACGCUAAAGUGCGUACUGCGAGUCUUUUACGUGGUGUUUUUAGGGGCCGUUGUUGGGCCCUACCGUAAACAAAGCGACGCUCCAGGCAAGAAAAGUAGGAAGAGACAGACAGAGCUUGCGCUGUUUCAAUCUGAAAUCUGGAAGAGUUCUGGUUCAGAACUAUGCAGCGCGUCAAGUUUGAGCUGGCAUGCAAGGUUUGACCACUUUCUUCGACCGUCGUGCGAAGGUCUGCACGCACAGAUCGAGGUCCACGUCGACCAUGCAUCGGGGAAGAAAGUCGUCGCAAAGCGCUUUUCGAGGAGCUAUCUGCUGGAUGGACCGCGUGCCUUUCGCGAGUCAGAUGCAUUCUGUGGAGAGGAUCCCUGGACUGAGAUGUUUCUGGCGAUGAAGCUGGGACAGGCUGGUCCAGAUCGCAUCAAGGGAGUCUUGCCAUGCUACGGCGUCUACCGUGACGCCAGUGACAGUGCGAUCCUGAUGCUGGAGUGGGCCUCUGCCGGCGAUGUCUUUGAAUUUGCCAGUGGCCUUGGUGAGCCUGGACCGGAAAGAGAGGCCCAGGCUGCCCACGUCCUUUGCGCACUCCUGCAGACAGUAUCACGACUGCACCGCUUGGGCGUAGCGCACGGUGAUGUCAGUGCCGAGAAUGCGAUAAUUCGAAUGGAGGACGGAGAGGUGGAGGUUGCUCUUCUUGACUUCGCUAUGGCAAUUCACAGCGCGGAUUUGUCAGCUGUGACGGGAGCACGAGGAAAGCCGAUGUACCGGGCGCCGGAAACGCUCCCAGAAAACGUUGCCUACGAUGCACGUGCAGCAGACCUCUUUGCCUGCGGGGUGGUCGGCUAUGCUUUGGCCAUCGGGAACUACCCUUGGCAGAGCACUGCCGGAGGUUGCAAGGCCUUCUCGUACGUCCAGAAGAACGGGCUUGCUCGGUUUUUUGAGAAGCAGCUUGUCAGCAACUGGGUCAGGGGUGCUCUUGUCUUCAUUGUGUCGGAGCGAAGCGACCUGUGUGAAGAGACGCCAAAUGACAUGGUAGAAGCAGCCCUGGAGGGCGAACCACAAAGACCAAGCGAAGCUGGUAAAGCUGGCAAAGUGUCCACGUAG
Symbiodinium natans is the source of this 1266-nucleotide messenger RNA. The record is from the annotation of a GenBank genome assembly. Lineage: Eukaryota; Dinophyceae; Suessiales; Symbiodiniaceae.